CGUGACCAUCUUGUCAUUCAUCGCGCUCGUGACGGAAGCAAGGAGCACAGCUCCCAUUUGUCUCUGAACCGAAUCGAAGGGAAGUGCCGUACUGAAAAGCAAAUCAUCAUGGCGUCGGAUCCCACCAAUAUCUUUGACGCUCAAUUCAGCGUCUCGAAGAUUGACCCAGAUGGAAAGAAGUUUGAUCGAGUCUCCCGCAUCGAAGCUUACUCGCAAGCGUCCGACAUUAAGCUCUCAAUCGACAUUGCGACCGACAUUUACUCCAUGGUAAAUCGGCCAAAUUUCACAUUGCAGCUCGCAACGCAAUUACAACGCGGCACAGGAAACGAAGACGUGGAUCAGCAAGGGGAUGGAGGGGCUGGUGCGGCACAAGGACGGCCGGAAGCCUGGCGGAUAGAUGUGCCUGGAAAUGAAGGGAUCAGUGCCGACUUUGACUAUGUUAUGUACGGAAAGAUCUACAAGUUUGAUGAGGGGCAUUCUGACACAGUCACUGUGUACGGCUCUUUUGGCGGCCUGCUUAUGGCAUUGACAGGAUCCUACAGGCAUCUCAGCGGUAUCACGAUCGGAACAUAUGUCUACCUGUUGAUCCGAUAGUUGGCUUAUGUAUUUCAAACCGGUCUCAUUCAGUCGCUUGUCGUGG
Messenger RNA from Tilletiaria anomala UBC 951, 640 nucleotides. RefSeq names its product RNA polymerase. The record is from RefSeq and is a predicted model, not a curated record. The transcript is spliced from 3 exons. Gene Ontology annotation, biological process: DNA-templated transcription. The coding region runs from base 109 to 594 and encodes 161 amino acids. NCBI's taxonomy places the organism in Eukaryota, Fungi, Basidiomycota, Exobasidiomycetes, Georgefischeriales, Tilletiariaceae. Gene Ontology annotation, molecular function: DNA-directed RNA polymerase activity. Gene Ontology annotation, cellular component: RNA polymerase II, core complex; RNA polymerase I complex; RNA polymerase III complex.